Messenger RNA from Oncorhynchus keta (chum salmon), 6615 nucleotides. It is a transcript of the gene pstpip1a, whose product is annotated as proline-serine-threonine phosphatase interacting protein 1a. Gene Ontology annotation, molecular function: actin filament binding. Lineage: Eukaryota; Metazoa; Chordata; Actinopteri; Salmoniformes; Salmonidae. Gene Ontology annotation, cellular component: actin filament; cytoplasm; plasma membrane. Gene Ontology annotation, biological process: actin filament polymerization. The transcript is spliced from 15 exons. Bases 337 to 1590 code for a protein of 417 amino acids. The record is from RefSeq and is a predicted model, not a curated record.
UCGCUUUCCUGCUUUAUAAUGUCUGUUUAUGUACUUUAGAGCAGGAUGGGUUGCUGGAAUGAUCAUUUAUAGAAAACAUUUAGAAAGAUGUCCAAAAGCAUGUACUUACAGUAUCUAUCAAAUAACAACCAACUUAAAUGUUACCUUAGAUGCAGGCUGUAUGUGGUAGCUGACACCACACCAAAACACUUCCUCAUUUGAGUCAAACUAGUGAACCAAGCCCUGUGUUCCAGCUGGGGGUUUCCUGUGCGUACAUCUUCACUGGCUUUGACAACCAUCAGUGCUUUCUUUACUGAAUCCACUCGCAGAGUAUAUUAUAUUUGGUCUUUUGCUGAGAUGACUUUACAAUUCAAAGAUGUAUUUUGGGGAGUGGAUUUCAUCAGUAAUGUGGGAUAUGAGGCUCUCAUCCAGAGACUCUGUGAGGGUCGACGGAUGUGCAAAGAUAUGGAGGAGCUCUUGAAGAUGAGGGCAUCUGCUGAAGAGAGAUAUGGCAAAGAGUUGGUGAUGAUUGCACGCAAGGCAGGGGGACUCUGUGAGAUCAACACUUUGAAAGCAUCCCUUGACCAACUCAAAGUCCAAAUUGAGAACAUUGGGAACCUACACAUACAACUGUCUGGGGUGUUAAAGGAAGAGGUCAAGAGGAUGGAACAGUUCAGGGAGCGACAGAAAGAGCAGAGAAAAAAGUUUGAAGGCAUCAUGGACAAGGUUCAGAAGAUAAAGGUGUCUUUACACAAGAAAACAAUGGAGUCUAAGAGAACUUAUGACCAGAGGUGCAGAGAGGCGGAUGAGGCCGAGCAAGUUGCUGAGAGGAUGAUCAGUGUAGCUACCACCACACCCAAGCAGGCUGAGAGGGUGCACAACAAGUCUAAGCAGUGCAGGGAGGCAGCAGCAGAGGCAGAAAAACAAUACAUGUCAAAUAUUGAUCAGCUAGACAAGAUUCGUCAAGAAUGGGAAACUACACACGAGAGUACUUGUGAGGUCUUUCAGCAGCAGGAGGGAGAUCGUAUCAACAUCCUGAGGAAUGCCAUCUGGGUCCACUGUAACCAAUUCUCAAUGCAAUGUGUCAAAGAUGAUGAGUGUUAUGAAGAAGUGAGGAAAACUCUAGAACUGUGUGACAUCACCGCAGACAAUGACUGCUUUGUUGAGAUGAAAAGCACUGGCUCAAGUCCACCAGCUCCCAUUGUGUUUGAGAACUAUUAUGAGAGAGAGCCCUCGACAGACAGCAAUGGCAGUGCCUGCUUUGUAGGAGGAGUUAUGAAGAGGUUUUCAAACCUUCUGCAAGGGAACUCAUCGACUGGCUCUAAAACAAACGUCAAUGAAAGUUCACAGCCACUAGCACCACCUACUGCCAACACAUCAGAUGGAGUGUACGCCUCCAUUCCUGGAUUUCAGCAAGUGCAGCCAACCAUCUCAGAGAGCAGAGAGGAGUACCAGGCUAUGUAUGACUAUGCUGCUCAGGGUGAGGACGAGCUGUCCAUGUUUGCAGGGGAGACGGUUGUGGUCAUUGAACAAGAUAUGGAUGGCUGGUGGACUGUGGAGAGAAACGGCAAUUCAGGACUGGUCCCUGGGUCCUAUCUGGCCAAAGAAUGAACUAUCCUUGGCACAAGUAGUAAGGCUAUAUAUAGGGCACAUAGCACACCCCCACAUGUCUUAGUUUGACCAUUUUCUCUAAGCCUUACAGGGCUGAUAAUGUUAGCUCAGUCUUGGCUAUAUGCGUUGUUGAGUGACGUCACUGACCUGAGACCAUGGUUUUAUCUAAUGAUGGAGAUUAUUCACUUAUGUAUUGUCAAGAUGGAAAGAUGUGUACUUACCUGUUUUACUUUCCUUUCGAGUCUACAAGCACAACGGUUUGUGAGUUGUUACACAAAUAGAGUACAUUUUGCUUCCCUAUGAUAUAGAAAUUGUAGAAAUUGUGCAAGAAUAUAGAACUUUAAAAGCCUCCCAGCAAACAAUUAUAGAGAGAGGAUGUUUUUGUAAUGUUACCCGUAAUGUUCCCCUAAUGUUUGUGUCCAGUUUUCCGUUAGUUAAGGGAACAUUCUAUCUAUGUUGGCAUAAACCUUCAGAGAACCUUUUUAGCAUGUUUUGGCGUUAGUUAUAACAUUCCCUUAUAGUCAAACAGAAUAUACCCAGAACCUGGUUGCCACAUUCUAAAAAUAUACAAUGGUAAUGUUCUAGACACGUUUCAUGAGAACGUUGCAAGAACAUUCAUGUGUCCAGUUUUCUGUGGGUUAGAGAAUAUUCCAUCAACGUCCCACCAAACAUACACAGAACAUGGUUGCCAUGUUCUCAGAACAUAAGAUAUUAAUGUUCUAGAUACGUUUCAUGGGAAUGUUGCAAGAACAAUUGUGUAUCAACUCACUGCCUUCCUGAAGACAAACAAUGUAUAAGAAAUGCACUCGUGAAGGUGGUAAAUUACCUUUUAAUGGCAUCAGACCAAAGCUCCCCAUCUGUCCUCGUGCUCCUAAACCUUAGUGCUGCUUUUGAUACCAUCGAUCACCACAGUCUUUUGGAGAGAUUGGAAAUCCAAAUUGGUCUACAUGGACAAGUUCUGGCCUGGUUUAUAUCUUAUCUGUCGGAAAGAUAUCAGUUUGUCUCUGUGGAUGGUUUGUCUUCUGAGAAAUCAACUGUACAUUUCGGUGUUCCUCAAGGUUCCGUUUUAGGACCACUGUUGUUUUCACUAUAUAUUUUAUCUCUUGGUGAUGUCAUUCGGAAACAUAAUGUUAACUUUCACUGCUAUGCUGACGAUACUCAGCUGUACAUUUCGAUGAAACAUGGUGAAGCCCCAAAAUUGCCCUCCCUGGAAGCCUGUGUUUCAGGCAUAAAGAAGUGGAUGGCGGCAAAUUGUUUACUUUUAAACUCUGACAAAACAGAGAUGUUAGUUCUAGGUCCCAAGAAACAAAGAGAUCUUCUGUUGGAUCUGACAAUUAAUCUUGAUGGUUGUACAGUCUUCUCAAAUAAAACCUUGGCGUUACUAUGUACCCUGAUCUCUCUUUUGACGAACUAAUCAAGCAUAUUUCAAGGACAGCUUUUUUCCAUCUUUGUAACAUUGCAAAAAUCAGAAAUGCAGAAAAAUUCAUCUAUGCUUUUGUGACUUCUAGAUUAGACUACUGUAAUGCUCUACUUUAUGGCUACCCAGAUAAAGCACUAAAUAAACUUCAGUUAGUGCUAAAUACGGCUGCUAGAAUCUUGAUUAGAACCAAAAAUUGUAUAAUAUUACUCCAGUGCUAGCCUCUCUACACUGGCUUUCUGUUAAGGCUAGGGCUGAUUUUAAGGUUUUACUGCUAACCUACAAAGCAUAAGAUGGGCAUGCUCCUACCUAUCUUUUUCCGAUUUGGUCCUGCCGUACAUACCUACAGGUAACCUACGGUCACAAGACGCAGGCCUCCUUACUGUCCCUAGAAUUUCUAAGCAAACUGUUGGAGGCAGGGCUUUCUCCUACAGAGCUACAUUUUUAUGGAAUGGUCUGUCUACCCAUGUGAGAGACGCAGACUCCGUCUCGACCUUUAAGUCUUUAUUGAAGACUCAUCUCUUCAGUGGGUCCUAUGAUUGAGUGUAGUCUGGCCCAGGGGUGUGAAGGUGAACGGAAAGGCACUGGAGCGACGAACCGCCCUUGCUGUCUCUGCCUGGCCGGUUCCCCUCUCUCCACUGGGAUUCUCUGCCUCUAAACAUAUCCCGUGGGCUGAGUCACAGGCUUACUGGUGCUUUUCCAUGCCGUCCCUGGGAGGUGUGCAUCACUUGAGUGGGUUGAGUCACAGACGUGAUCUUCCUGUCCGGGUUGGCGCCCCCAUCGGGUUUGUGCCGUGGGGAAGGUCUUCGUGGGCUGUACUCGGACUUAUCUCAGGGCAGUAGGUUGAUGGUUGAAGAUAUCCCUCUAGUGGUGUGGGGGCUGUGCCUUGGCAAAGUGGGUGGGGUUAUAUCCUGCCUGUUAGGCCCUGUCCAGGGGUAUCGUCGGACAGGACCACAUUGUCUCCCGACCCCUCCUGUCUCAGCCUCCAGUAUUUAUGCUGCAAUAGUUUAUGUGUCGGGGGGCUAGGGUCAGUCUGUUAUAUCUGGAGCAUUUCUCAUGUCUUAUCCGGUGUCCUGUGUGAAUUUAAGUAUGCUCCCUCUAAUUCUCUCUCUCUUCUCUCAGAGGACCUGAGCCCUAGGACCAUGCCUCAGGACUACCUGGCCUGAUGACUCCUUGCUGUCCCCAGUCCACCCUGUCAUGCUGCUGCUCCAGUUUCAACUGUUCUGCCUGCGGCUAUGGAACCCAGACCUGUUCACUGCACGGGCUACCUUGUCCCGGACCUGCUGUUUUGGACUCUCUCUCUACUGCACCUGCUGUCUCUAACUCUGAAUGAUCGGCUAUGAAAAGCCAACUGACAUUUACUCCUGAGGUGCUGACCUGUUGCACUCUCGACAACCACUGUGAUUAUUAUUAUCCGACUCUGCUGGUCAUCUAUGAACAUCUUGGCCAUGUUCUGUUAUAAUCUCCACCUGGCACAGCCAGAAGAGGACUGGCCACCCCUCAGAGCCUGGUUCCUCUCUAGGUUUCUUCCUAGGUUCUGGCCUUUCUAGGGAGUUUUUACUAGCCAUCGUGCUUCUACAUCUGCAUUGCUUGCUGUUUGGGGUUUUAGGCUGGGUUUCUGUACAGCACUUUGUGACAUUGGCUGAUGUAAAAAGGGCUUUCUAAAUAAAUUUGAUUGAUUGAAUGUUCUUACAACAUUCCCAUGAAGCUUGUCUAGAACAUAUCUUAAAUUCUGAGAACACGGUAACCACAUUCUGGGUAAGUUCACAUACGGGAACAUUCCUAUGAAAACAUUAGUUAAUGGUCUGCUGAGACUCUUAAGGGAAUGUUCUCCAAAGUUGUGGGAACGUUUUUUGUUAGCUGGGCUGUUACAUUAAAUGAAGUGCCCCUCUGCGGUGAGGUCACCAAUGUGAUAAGGGAGCAUAAGCCAAUUUGGUUUCAACAGUGUGUUGUUAUUCUCUUUGAGAUUUUGUCUUUGAAAUUUGUAUUAAGAAUAAUGGUAGUAGUAAUAAUUUGUCAUACAGUAAAUAGUUUGUCCUCUCUCGGUGUUAUGGUGAAUGUGACCAUAGAUGGUUUCUAGAUGCAUGGAAGGGUUAAUUCGACCGAGAACAGUGUGAGCCUCACCCCCUCUAACCUGCUGAAUUAAUGGCGACAAUGGCAUUAACUAUGGCCCUGUCCUUCACCACUUCUACCUGAGUCCGAGCCAGCAACCUGUACACAGCAUCUAGUCGAAGCUAUCAACUGCCUUUUCUCUCAGGAGGGCAGCAUGAGUCCACGUGGAGUGUGUAUGGAGAGAUCCCGUCCAAACUUCUCUCCUGCUGCUGGUGUACUAGUUGGAAAAUGGACAGGACUUAAUGCACCGUAAAGGAUGCUGGUGGCGGCUAAAGGUGAGCGAUUUGUCUGCUUGGGAAAAAUCGGAUUAUUCCCAGAUAUUAGAAUCGGGACAUUAUCAAGGGCCAUCCACUUUGAACAUGUGCCAUUGAGAAGACAAACUGAAACACUAUUUGAAGGAGAAAAUGAAGAAACACCAGAAGAAUGAGUGCCGGGAAGGAUGGGGAUGGUCAAGUGUGCCUGUAAUUGAUUUAUGCUUGUCCAAAAAGUUUUAUUUGGAGUAUCAGGUUGAUUCUGGAGGUCUGCACACUGCAAAAUGUAUAGUAAUUUAUACAAAAAUUGUAUUGAGAUACUGACUUGUCAUUAACACAGGGACAAAUGGGGGCCGUGAUGAGAAAAUGUAAUGCUAGAAAUAUAAGAUGAAUAUAAUGUAUGUCAAUGUUAGUAGUACAUGCUGUAUAUUUAUUUCCCUGUCUGUAAAUGUACAUUCUGCCAGUGUGUACUAAGUUGAGGGUCUUAAAUUCAAGUGAUAGACUCAACGCGACGCAGUAGGGACUGUUAUUUUAAAUUUGGUUUGGAUAAUUUAUCAAUAGUUCUAGUCACUCUCUUAGGAACAUGAAGGAAGAAGACAAAGUCAGUCCAGAAUCCAUAAAUUAAAUUGUGUAAUCAAGCAUAUGUGUAACUGUAUGAAAUGAAGGUCUUUAGUUAAAACAUUCUACUGCAAUGGUUUUACAAGUAAGGGGUAUGGAAUAAGGAUCAGUUACUAGUUGGAGUGUACAACCCAGAAUGAAGGGUUUGAAAGUGUCUGUGGUAUUUAUGCUUUCAUUUUGUUUACUUAUAAUGAUGUAUUUUGAUAUUUUAAGCAAUAACCAAAUGAAUAAAAUGUAAUAAUAAUUAUCAGAGAGUGAUAAGAGGAGGGAGUAUACAGAAUGUUUUUUUGUCUGAAGCGAUAGCCUUUAAUUGUACAUCUUGUCUCAUACAAUCAUUGGUUCCUAUAGGUGCAGGUUAGAGAUAUGAGGGGGAGAUGGUCCCCCUCUUCAGACUUUCUGUCAGAACGCCCAGAAUAUGUUCUAUAAAUGUAGGUAGGAGACGGUGCCAGUCACAUGCAGGAACCAACCCUAUGAACCAUGCCUAUGUAGGUUUUUUGUAUAGCCGUAUAUAAGAGAACUAAUAGGACUGCCCCGGCAGAGCUCCUGACAGAUGUGUACUAUGGUGCAUUAAGUUUGUUGGAACCUCUCCAACUUGCUGAUAAUAAAGAAUGAUUCAUUUGAGUUUGA